Prunus persica (peach) is the source of this 834-nucleotide messenger RNA. Its product is annotated as polygalacturonase ADPG1. Gene Ontology annotation, molecular function: polygalacturonase activity. Bases 1 to 834 code for a protein of 277 amino acids. The record is from RefSeq and is a predicted model, not a curated record. Gene Ontology annotation, biological process: carbohydrate metabolic process. NCBI's taxonomy places the organism in Eukaryota, Viridiplantae, Streptophyta, Magnoliopsida, Rosales, Rosaceae. The transcript has 2 exons.
AUGGAUACAUGGAAAGGGUGUGAUGAUUGGCUCCAAUUUUUGAAUGUGGGCAAUCUCUUGAUCGAUGGUUCAGGAGAAAAUGACGGCGAUGACUGUAUAGCCAUCAAUGGUGGCUGCUCCGAUCUCAAUAUCGCCAACAUCGAGUGCGGGCCAGGCCAUGGUAUAAGGAACAUAACCUUUGAGAAGAUCACACUCGAUGCAACUAAAAAUCCUAUCAUCAUUGACCAGUUUUAUUGUGACCGUGAUCACGACUGCAAAAGUCAGCCCUCGGCUUUGUCGGUGGAUUAUGUGAAGUACAUUGAUUUUGAAGGAACUUCUGCGAGUGAGGAGGCGAUCAAGUUAGAUUGUGACCAGAAUUCAGGUUGCCACAACAUUAUAAUGGACUGCAUCAAUAUCACUUCUGCGGUUCUUGGCAAGAAGAUUUAUGCCUCCUGCAAUAAUGAUAUUGGAACUUCCCUUGGCACUACAAUGUACCUUGCCUCAAGUCGGGACAAACCAACUACUUCUCUGUCAGCUACGCCUCCAUCAGCUCCGCCUUUGCCCGUUACGCCUCCGCCAUCUCCGCCUGUGCUGACUACACCUCCAAUAGCUCUGAUUUUUCCACCUCCGCCCUUGCCAGUUACGCCUCCGCCAGCUCUGCCCCUGUCAGAUAAGCCUCCACCUCCGCCAUCUCCGCCUCUCUCUCUCUCUGCCUCUACCUCCGCCAUCUUCACCUAUGCCGGCAACUACGCCUCCACCAUUUCCUCCUUCACCAGCUCUGCCAGCAACAGCACAAAUGUCCUUCACAGGGGAACCAGGAGUGGCAGAUAUGUACUUCACAUCUGGAGCUACUAA